GGGUUGAUGCAUUAUAUGACGAUGAAUUGGAAAAUGAAGCGGAAGAACUCAAGGAAUUUUUACGUAACUGAUUUGAAUUCGUUCUGAUACGCAGAUGCCUGGAGCACGACGAGACUUGACGAUCCCGAGGUAUCUGCUGGUUCGUGAUACACAUGAGGAGGAUCUCAUCAGGAGUGCGGCACGAUUUUUACGAAUGGCUAAUAACAAUGACAAUCAGGACGAGAGGACAAAUGACGUUCGGGAGCUUGCCAGGAUUAUUCAGCAGUCCCAGAAGGAUCAAAUCCCGAAGAUUGACGUUCCAUUGUUUGAUGGUAACAACGUCUCGGGAUGGGCAGAAAAGUUCGAGCAAUUGGGAAGUUGCUGCGAAUGGUCGAAUGAAAAGAUGCUGCAAAUGGUGAAGAGAUACUGCAAGAUCCAGUACAAGGAAGAGGUGGAGGAGUUGGUACAAGAUUCGCUGGACUGGGCAGAAUUCAAAAGGAAGCUGCUAGAAAAGUACCAGUUGAGCGAUCAAUUGUUGGAUUUGACCGAUUUGAGGAAGGUGAAGGAGAAUCGAGAGAGGAUACAGUUGGGAACAGAUAAGGACAGGGAAGUCUAUAAGACCUUAUCUGACAUGAAGGAAAUGAUGACCAGCAUGAAAGAAGAGCGGUUGAAGCUUCAAGUGAUGAUGACUAAGGCGAAAACUAGGAAGAGAAAAGGGAAGGAGCCUGUCACUGAAGAAAGUAGCAGUGAGAGUGAGAGCGAGGAGGAAAGGGAAACCCCUCAUAAGUUGACCAAGGCUGAGAGGAAAACCUUGAACCAGAUAAGAGGAGGGCAAGGUACUUCUCGUAAACAAAGAGAAAGCAGCAAGAACGGAGGAAAUGGAAGCGGGGAGCGACAGGUUGAUCAAGGACAACAAAAUCAAGGUCAACAGACUCAACCACAGGGUGGUGAAGGCCGUGUUAGGGGCCGCGGAAACGGAGGCGGGCGUGGGAACUGGCAGGAAUACGUCUGCAAAUAUUGCGAUUUGAAGGGGCACGUUAUUCGUUUCUGCCAGAUUCUCGCCAAGGACGAAAAUGACCAUAUCGUCUUCACGACGAUUCGAGGAGAAGUCUUUAACUUCGAGGGAAAUCUCAUCGAUCAGGAUAUUGAAGGAGGAAUGAGAAAAGAGGUUUUUCGACGGAUGGGCCGUCCUCUUCCGGCCACAUUCCGCCUAGAUUCUCCUGAAGAAGCAAGUCUUUUUGAGUUAGAAGAAACAAUGACUUCUCUGGAGAUUGGUCAGGACGGGUCUGUACCUGCAGCCGCUUCGGCGCAGGAAGUAAUGCCAAUGAUACGGCCAAUGAUGAUGUCCAGACCUGUACUCAAGCGAGGGAUGCCAACCGUCAUGGUGCAGACAAGAAAAGGAAGGAAAACCUCACAAUCGCAGUCUGCGCCAGGAGAAAAUUCAAAGGAACCUAAGGAAAAAGAACCUAUUCAGAUAGAAGAAGGGGAUGAUGAGGAGGAGGAUGAAAGAUUGCGAGCAGAGGAUGAACUGCUAGCAAAGCAAAGAGCUAUGGAAAGGGCGUCGGAAGCAGGGAAGACCCAGGUCGAGGAAGAAGAACCUCGCAAAAAGAAGAACGUGUACUCAAUUCCUGUUGAACAAGGGAUUGAUUUUGAACAGCUGGUGGAUCGUAUUCUGGAAAGUCGGCAUGAUCUGGUUACCUUGAAGGAGAUUCUUGCAGUAUCGUCAAAGCUUCGCGAGGAAUUCAAGCAACGCAUGACUCGGAAGAAAGUCAUGACAGUUAAGCUGAGUGAGAUUAUCUCUCCAGAAGCUAACUGGGCACCUCCUGGCACAAAGAUGGACUGGCGAUGCGUGGCCACAUGCCUCAUAAAAGUUCAAAUCGGCCAUGGAGAGUUUUCGGCUCUCAUAGACGAUGGGGCCGAAAUGAGCAUCAUGAGGGAGAGGCAUGCAAUUGAAGCUGGAUUUCAGAUCAAUCGCAAUGACUUUGGAUAUUUGAUUGGAGCCAGCGGGGCAACACCAUUUUGCGGUACGGCUAGUGGCGUGAUGGUCACAGUUGGGAAAGUAAAAGCGAGAUCAUACUUUUAUAUAUUGUCAAAGGUUGAGCACGAAGUGUUUUUGGGAAGAUCUUUUCAAUGUCGCACAGAGAGCAUAAUCUUCAACAAGCAUGACGGCGACAUGUUUGUAGCUUUAUGCGAUCCGGUUUGCGACUAUUAUGAAGUGGUAAAGUUGGACGUCGAUAUGAUUCCAAUGAUCUGGAUUCAUACGAUACCGCAUGAGCCAUGGAAUGUGGGAGGUCCACGAUAUCCGAAUCCAGACGAUCACUGGAAGGUGGUGGAUUAUCUUGAUGGUAAGAUUCGGACCAAAGUUGCAGACUAUUCGUAUGGGCUGUAUGCAUCCCCUUGGUUCUGCUUCAUCAAGCCGAACGGUGUUUUACGAUGGGUUCAUGACCUGCAGAAAUUGAAUUCUGUAACAGUCCGAGAUGCAGGUGGACUUCCGAACGCCGACCAACUCUCGGAAUCUUGUGCAGGUCAGCCCAUCAUCACCUUAAUUGAUUUGUAUUCAGGGUAUGAUCAGUUCCCGCUGUACACAGCGGAUCGACCUAUGACGGCGAUGCACACGCCUCGGGGACUGCUUCAUAUGUGCGCGGCUCCACAAGGUUGGACGAAUGUCGUGGCAAUUGUGCAGAGAUAUAUGAUGAGAGUCAUGCAGCCGCUUUGUCCGGACGUGACUUCUCCAUAUAUCGAUGAUUUGGCUAUCCCAGGACCUCGAGUCAAGGACGAGACUGAAGUAUUACCCGGCGUUCGAAAGUUCGUAUGGGAACACAUCAGUAAUGUGGAAAAGGUUCUUAGGAAACUGAACGAAUAUAACCUCACUGCUAGCGGGGUUAAAAUCGAGGCAUGGUUCGCAGCGAGGGUGGAACACUUGCGGAAGUUAGUACGCAAGAACCAGGUCUGGGAGUGGGGACCGAAACAGCAGGCAUCCGUUGAGGAUAUUAAAGCUGAGUUUCGAGAAGGCGGCCUGAUUCUGGGCGUUCCUUGCUUUGAUGAUGCUGAAAGCCGUCCUUUCAUCAUCGAGACCGAUGCAGAUCCUACCGCUUUGGGAGGAGUUUUGGUCCAAAAGGAUGGGGAAGGACGGGAACGACCAUUGAGGUUCGAGAGCAGAACUCUGAAUAUUACUGAGCGAAACUACUCCCAGUUCAAGAAGGAAACUCUCGCUGUGCUUCACUGUCUGCGUAUUUUCAGGAAUUAUGUAUUUGGCAGGCGGUUCAUUCUGCGAGUUGAUCUUACGGCUCUAGCUGAAUCAUUGAAAAACUAUUCUCCUUCUGAUCCAACCAUUGCUCGAAGGCUGACGUAUAUUUGGAUGUUCAAUUUUGAGAUUGAGCGCAUUUCAGGCGCUCAGAAUCGAGCAGAUGGAUUGAGUCGUGUUGAUUGGGACUUAUCAACAGAUCAGGCUGAGGAUUCAGUUCCUGUCGAUGGAUUUCUCGAAGGAGAAGAGUCACAGUUGAGUAUUAACUCAUACAAUUACUUGGCGGAUGCAACAACCCGGAAUGGGAAAACCAUCUGGAAUGCUCCUUGUUUCCAUCAUGUGCGAUCAGAGCUCGUGAUUGGGGAUCCGUUCAUUGAGGAAGAUCCAUGGGGUGAAAGAACAUCUGAGCAAAUGAUGAAUUUGGCUUUGUCUGAUGAAGUCGAGCUCAUCAAAGAGCCGCUGACGAUUGAGUAUGGGCAUGAGCAGGCUGAUAAAACUUUCAGGAUCACUGGAGAGAUGUCAUUCCUUGUGAACUCUCUAAUUCACGAGGACCGCCUGAAAAUGAUGAAUGAAGAAGCAGAAGGCAAUGAAAUCAGAGAGGCUUUCAGAGAAGGAGAGUAUGAUGGGGAGUAUAAAUUAAUGGGAAUGUGGUUGAAUGGUGAGUUGAGGGAGGAUGAGGUGGAUCCAGAUAUUCGUCAGAAAACAGAAUGCAUUGAGGAAUAUUAUCUUCGGUACCCAUUUGUCCGAGAAAUUGUCAUGGAUCGAGGUGGUGAGUUUCGAGUUGGGGAAGUCCAGGUGCUUCUGAAGCAACUUGGAGUAAGCUUUAGCUAUACUACAAGGGCACAUCCCCAGGCCAAUGCGCCACUUUAACGUGGACAUGCCAUUCUAACAAAUUUGUUGGCUAAAU
Messenger RNA from Chara braunii, 4130 nucleotides. NCBI's taxonomy places the organism in Eukaryota, Viridiplantae, Streptophyta, Charophyceae, Charales, Characeae. The record is from the annotation of a GenBank genome assembly.